Aphanomyces invadans is the source of this 408-nucleotide messenger RNA. RefSeq lists its product as hypothetical. Lineage: Eukaryota; Oomycota; Saprolegniomycetes; Saprolegniales; Verrucalvaceae. The record is from RefSeq and is a predicted model, not a curated record. The annotation marks the transcript as partial. The transcript has a single exon.
AUGACGAAGCCCAAGCACAAAGGGCGACGAUACUGCUUCAUCGCCGGUAUCCUUGAUGACGGCUCCGACGUGUCCCACCUGCUCGGUCUGGACAUUUUCGUUGGUGGGAAGAAGAAUGGCAAGACGGCGAAAGACUACAAUUCAAUGUUCAACCAUGAUUACUCUGAUGAUUGGUUCGACAAGCUGCUUGACGAAGUUGAAGAACUGGGGCGGGCGUCGGCGGUAUUCGUCAUGGAUAAUGCCAAAUAUCACAAGGGCAUGCCGAAGUCCACGCCUGAGGGAACAUGGAAGAAAUGCGCGCUCUACGAAGCUUGUGUACCGUACCAACUCCAGGAUGUUUCGCCAACUGACCUGAAAUCGACUAUCUGGGAGACGUUGAAGAAGCACGUGGAUGAGCAUGUCCCUCCU